Messenger RNA from Aspergillus homomorphus CBS 101889, 984 nucleotides. Its product is annotated as SGF11 family protein. NCBI's taxonomy places the organism in Eukaryota, Fungi, Ascomycota, Eurotiomycetes, Eurotiales, Aspergillaceae. Bases 1 to 984 code for a protein of 327 amino acids. The transcript is spliced from 2 exons. The record is from RefSeq and is a predicted model, not a curated record.
AUGGGCGAGUCAAACGGAACUGAGGGACGUGUGAAUUCUUUCCCUCCCGGAACGAUAGCAAAAUUGACUUGCGAUAUUCUGAAUGACACGUUCUAUAACAUCAUCCACGACAUAGUCGCCAAAGUUCAUCGCGAUGAGAAGGUUUCACGCAUGCGCUCGGCCGUCGUUGCAGCCAGACAGAAGGCAGAUGAGGAGGCAAACAGGCGCCGUGAAGAAAGCGGCAAACCGGCGAGCACGUUCAAGCCUGGCGACCUCGAUUUCGAGGAGCUAAAGGACAUCCGCGUGGAAACCGACGGAGCCAUCUUCGAUGAGGGCAAGGUCUACUUAAAAGGAAAUCCUUUGCAGACUACCAAGGAGAUCAUCUGUCCUGACUGUCGACUGCCUCGCCUCUUGUACCCUGUGACAGGCAUCGGAGCUCGUGCCCCUCCCGACCCGUACCGCGAGUACUGCCAGAAGCAACCGACGAUCAGCAAGCCUGGGCACGACGUUCAUGGGAAUCCCUUCGUGACGGAUAAGUUGAAUCCCAAGAAGAAGAAACAGCCCGCCGCGUCGAACACCCCAGCGUCGAGCCCGCCCACGACCCCCGACGGCUCAUUCAAGCAGGCCGCGCCGGAAAAGAUGACAUUCCCGACCGUGAAGUGUCCAAACUGCCCCAGAUACUUCGUCGUGACCCGAGUCGCGCAGCACCUCGACCGCUGCCUGGGUCUGUCCGGCCGGCCGCUGGGUGGCCGCAACAAGACACCCCUGGAAAAUGGCAAUAGCACCCCGAGCUCAGCCCCGCCUAAACGCCCCUUGCUCGACGAAGAUGGCCCUCCCACCAUGAACAAGAAGAAGAAACUGGGUGCCCCCAAGAAGCUGACGGGAAAGAAACCCACCCCUCCCAGCAGCAAGCUGAAAAACGGCCUAACACCCGACAUGGCUGCCGCAGAUGAUGGCUUCGGGGAACCUGAAAUCAAAAGCGAAGCCAACGGCGAUCAUUCAUAA